Anthostomella pinea is the source of this 2004-nucleotide messenger RNA. NCBI's taxonomy places the organism in Eukaryota, Fungi, Ascomycota, Sordariomycetes, Xylariales, Xylariaceae. The record is from the annotation of a GenBank genome assembly.
AUGUUGGCCUUUGCUAAACUUUGGACAGACCAAGUCGCUUGCCGGACUACACGCCGAGCGGCGGAGAAACGGCAGCGUGUGCUCCUAUCGUCAAAAUAUGACGAGGCGGUUCUGGAAACAGGCCGUCAGAUUGGCGACAUCAAAGAGAUGUUGCAAACCUUCAUGUCGACCAAGGACACUGCACCGCGGUCGCCGGGGAUUUCAGAUCAUGCACAGCAUACACCGCGGUCAAUGAUUGACGAGCAGGUACCCAGUCUGUCAAGUGUGCAUGAGGGAUACAAUGGUGAUCCAUCGUUCCAGUCGCACGCUCGCCGGGUUGAGAACACCCUGGAGGCCACAUUUUCAAUUUCGCAGCUCAUUCACGUGCAACCUCCCGGCGCAACACUACAAGUCCCACCGCAGGAGACUAACGAGCCACUUCGCAACGUAGGUACGGCUAACAUUUCUGCCUCGGGUAGGACUGCCAGCCCCGGGUUCGCCGCCCAAUCGUUCGAGCUAGAGCCUGCCGAUAUGCCACUGCCACCGCUAGAUAUCGUUCUCAAGCUUCUUCGCCUGGCCAAGAUUGAGAAGCAACGGUUCUUCGUCGAUAUCCCGACAUUUCAGGAAGACGAGUUCGUUGAUAUGUGUAGGGCUGUCUAUUUUGCAACGGAACCAGUGUCGCUUUGGACAUGGAUAGACGUAAACAUCGGGCUUUAUUACCUCUUCCUGGGAGUCAACGAAGCCUGUUGUAUUCGCAUGGAUACGACCACCGAGGCGAUGUGCUCGCACGGCAAAGUACUGAAAACGAAUGCUGAAGCGGCAAUGCAGAGUCUCCGCCUCUGUUCAGAACCUUCGGUAGAAUCCUGCCGCGCUCUGUCGCUUCUUAAGGGAGUCUUCUACAUCAAGGAAGGGCACAAUACGAUAGCCUGGAGAUUGAUAAGCGCCGCCGCAAGAGCGUGUCUGGAUCUGGGCUUCCAUCGAUUGCUAAGCCAUAGAAAUAGCCAAGAAGAUGCUCAGAAACGCCGCGUCUUCUGGCAUAUCUACUCGUGGGAGAAGGGACUAGCUAUGACGUGUGGCCGAACGCCUGUGAUACAUCAUUACGACGUAUCGACGGUCUACCCGGCCGCCCCAGAAGGGUUUCGUAAAGACCCUAUCAACAGUGUUCUUAGCAAACUGUAUAAAGCUUUUCUUGACUUCGCUGUCGUCACUGGAGAAAUCCAGCGGAAGCUCUUUUCGGCCUCAACGCAACAUGCGUCGCAGCAGGAAGUCGAAAAGCAUGUGGGGGAACUCGCAGCCCGGUUGUUGGGCCUCCACGAGACAGUAGCAUCUGCAAAAUCCGACGAUCCUACUUGGGACGAGAUGUACCAAGCUAUCGCGAUCUUGCUGGACAUCGAGAUAUAUUCCCUGCUCACGAGUGUGUAUCGGAUGCUGCCGCCGACUUCAAUGUCGCCUCACCCACUGCAAUGCUCCGAUGAAUGUGUAGACACGGCUCGCGUGGCACUGACGAAACUUGUGAACGCUGGCGAGAAGAUGCUGGAAUCAUGUCCCGCGGGCUGGGGUAAUAUGCUGAACUUGAUCCUGUCCAUGGCACCAUUUGUGUCAUACCUCGUCCUCGCCGGCAAUGCCAUCGCCACAUCGUCCGGUACCGACUUGCCGCUCCUGUCUUCGGCAGUCUCGGUGCUGGCGCCAAGCGCGGCGAGCUCCCAUAUGAUUCGCAAAAUGCACGAUGCUUGCGAGAGAUUCGGUCGAAUUGUGCCCCUCAUAGUCUCGAGCGUGAGCGGCGGCUCGUCAAGCCAAAAUGGACUUCAAACGCAAGCACCCCAUGGUGGUUUCCCUCUCGAUCAGAUGACCGUCGGACCAGAUACAUCCAAUGAUAUGCCGAUGAACUCGCUCGACUAUGGCUUCCCGAUGGCACAGGAAGACUGGGACAACGUCAUGAUGGGGUUCGAGUCCGAGCUUGGCAACUACGAUCCUAGGGCGCUGACGGACAUCAUGGAGCCUUACAUCGCCAACGCAGGCUGGUGA